Malassezia vespertilionis is the source of this 912-nucleotide messenger RNA. RefSeq lists its product as uncharacterized. The transcript is spliced from 2 exons. Gene Ontology annotation, cellular component: nuclear exosome (RNase complex); cytoplasmic exosome (RNase complex). Bases 1 to 912 code for a protein of 303 amino acids. The record is from RefSeq and is a predicted model, not a curated record. Gene Ontology annotation, biological process: U5 snRNA 3'-end processing; TRAMP-dependent tRNA surveillance pathway; exonucleolytic trimming to generate mature 3'-end of 5.8S rRNA from tricistronic rRNA transcript (SSU-rRNA, 5.8S rRNA, LSU-rRNA). NCBI's taxonomy places the organism in Eukaryota, Fungi, Basidiomycota, Malasseziomycetes, Malasseziales, Malasseziaceae.
AUGGCAGCGUCGGCCACAAUGCAUGGCACGGACGUGCAGACGUCGAUUUUCAAGAAACUUUACCCACAAGAGUACUUGCGGCGCCAUUUGGACAACCAUGUGCGCGACGAUGGCCGAGCAUUCACCGAGCCGCGGAACGUCUCCGUAGCAACGGGCAUCCUUUCGCAGGCGAAUGGAAGCGCCGUGGUGCGUCUUGGGAACGCUACCAUGGUGACUGCGGCGGUACAUGCGGAAGUAGCGGAGCCGCUUUGGGAGAGACCCAGCGAAGGGUUUAUUGUCCCCAACGCUGUGCUUGCGCCGCUCUGCUCGCCGGUAUACCACACAGGGCCCCCUGAAGAGGACGCCCAGCUGCUCACGCAUACACUACAAAGAGUGUUAUCCGUGUCCAAUGUUUUGCCGAGAGAUGCACUUGUGAUCGAGCCGGGAGUCGCGGUAUGGUCGUUGAAUGUGGAUGUGUUGUGCGUGAGCGCGAACGGCAGCGUUUUGGACGCGGCGGUGCUUGCCGCAGUUGCAGCAUUAGGAAAUGCUACACUCCCCGUCCCCGUGAAUACCGUGGAUGCAGCUCAUUGUAUCUGCUCCGCAGAAAAGCGCACCAAGCUCCAGCUGCAAGGCAUGCCGAUUGUGAGCACGUUUGGGAUUGUCGAUGCCACAUAUUUGUUGACAGAUCCUGUCGCAUUCGAGGAAUCGCUCACAAAUGCCCUUAUUUCCGUUGGGAUUACAGACGCGCCGCAAGACGAUCCCGAUGCAGAUGUAUUUUACGUGCAAGAAGCGGGACACUGCAUGGCAAACGAGCCGCAAGGGAAAGGCGCAACACUUACACACGACACUAUCCUUGAGCACUGCAUCCGCAAUGCGCGCUCGCGAGCAACAAUGCUGCGUACACUAGUCCAUGAAUCGUUAAAAGAGGUAUGA